Messenger RNA from Hibiscus syriacus, 369 nucleotides. Its product is annotated as probable E3 ubiquitin-protein ligase BAH1-like 1. NCBI's taxonomy places the organism in Eukaryota, Viridiplantae, Streptophyta, Magnoliopsida, Malvales, Malvaceae. The coding region runs from base 1 to 369 and encodes 122 amino acids. The record is from RefSeq and is a predicted model, not a curated record. The transcript has 2 exons.
AUGAGACAUUCCAUUUUCUUCCUUAAUAUAACAGGAAACAGUAUUCCACCGGUAUCCCUCACUUGUGGGCAUAUUUUCUGCUACAUGUGCGCUUGUUCAGCUGCAACGGUGACCGUUGUUAAUGUCCUGAAAGCAGCAGAGCCGAAAGAAAAAUGUCCUUUAUGUCGAGAGGCUGGCGUUUAUGAAGAUCCAGUGAAGAGUGAUAGAUUCAUGAAUCUGAAUCAAUAUGUUCUCAUAAGAAUCAUGCAUUUGUUUUGGAUCAGCUGUGGUGAAUACUGGGAGCAGCGACUUCAGACAGAAAGAGCGGAGAGAAUUCGACAGGUAAAGGAACACUGGGAAUCUGAGUGUCGGGCUUUCGUCGGAGUCUGA